AUGGAGUUUGUUAUUACUAUCGUUGGCUCUAUUGUCGCUAAAGCUGUAGAGCUUACGAUCUCUCCUAUAAAAAACCACGUUAAAUACCUUUCCAAUCAUCAGCAAUAUGUUGAGACCCUCAAGAACGGACCUGAGAGGCUGAAAGAUGCAAAGGACGAACUGCAGCAUUCUGUUGAUGCAGCUAAACGAAACGGUGAAGAGAUCAAAGGUGAUGUUGACGAAUGGCUGUCUGCAGUCGACAAAAAGAUCCCUGAACUAGCAAAGAAAGUGACGGAACUUAGCCUGAAAGCUGAAGAGGAAGCAAAGGCCGUUGCCGAUCUAAUUGAACAUGGCAAGUUUGAAAGGGUUUCCUAUCGUGCAGCUCCGCAAGGUAUCGUGGUUGCACCAGUUAAAGGUUACGAGGAAUUUGAGUCAAGAACGUCGAUUUUGAAUGGAAUAAUGGAGGUUCUAAAAGAUGAUAGCGUCAGCAUUAUUGGGGUGCAUGGUAUGGGUGGGAUUGGAAAAACAACGCUGGUCAAAGAAAUCGCUAGAAAGGUCAAGGGCAAGUUGUUUGAUUCGGUUGUCAUAGCAACCGUAACUCAAGCCAUUGAUAUUGAGAAGAUUCAGAACCAAAUUGCAGACUUCUUGGGUUUGAAAUUUGAGGAACAGAGUAUGGUUGGAAAGGCAUUUCGACUACGAGAAAGACUGAAGGAAGAGAAGAGGGUUCUGGUUGUGUUGGAUGAUAUUUGGGAAAAGUUAGAUAUUGAGAAAGUUGGGAUUCCUUUGGGAGAUGAACACAAGGGAUGCAAAUUGCUGUUAACUUCUAGAGAGCUCAAUGUUUUAUUAAAUGGGAUGGAUGCUCAGAAAAAAUUUCCUAUUGAGGUUUUAAACAAAAAGGAAGCCUGGGACCUGUUCAAGAAGAUGACUGGCGACUGUGUUGAAAGUUGCGAUUUAAAGCCUAUAGCUAUGAAGGUAGCCAAAAAAUGUGCAGGACUGCCGAUAGCCAUUGAGACAGUUGCGGUGGCUUUGAGAGACAAAAGCUUGUUUGAAUGGAAGAAUGCUUUACGAGAACUGGAGAGGCCUUUGUCAAGCAACUUCACGGGGAUAACUGCGGCAUUUUCAGCUAUAAAGUGGAGUUUUAAUUAUUUAAAAAGCGAGGAAGUUAAGCGGACUUUCUUGCUUUGCAGUGUAAUAGGCCAUAAUGGUCUCGUCGAGGACUUGGUAAGAUAUACUCUAGCUUUGGGUAUAUUUGAUGGUGUCUACACUAUGGAAGAAGCUAGAAAUAAAGUAUUGACGGUUGUGGCUAAUCUCAAAGCGUCUGCCUUGUUGCUUGAUAGUUAUAAUGAUAAGUUCUUUGAUAUCCAUGAUGUUGUUUCGGAUGCUGCUUUAACUAUUGCAUUGAAGGACUACCGUAUGCUUCUUUUGAGAGAUCAUGAUCCAAAGGAGUUGUCCGAUAAGUUGAAAAAGAAGGGCUGGAGUAUGAUCAGCUUACGUUGUCCUCAGAUUAUAGCUAACCUUCCUAAGGAGAUGGAGUGUUCAGGACUUUCCUUUUUCCAUAUGGCCUAUGAUGGCGUGGUUAAAAUUCCUCCCAAUUUCUUCAAACGAACCGAAGGCCUCAAAGUCUUAGAUUUGUUCAGAAUGCAGUUUCCAUCCCUCCCUGAAUCAAUUAUUCACCUUGCAGACCUUCGCAUGUUGUGUCUAAAAGGAUGUGCAGUUGAUAACAUAACUAUCUUUGGAGAGCUCAAGAAUUUAGAAAUCCUUGACCUUGCUGAGUCAGGUAUCAAAGAACUACCUAAGGAGAUGGCACAGUUGACUCAAUUAAGGUUGUUAGAUUUGAGUAGCUGUAGUGAACUCAAAAUCAUCCCACCGAACGUCUUAUCAGGUUUGUCUAAAUUAGAAGAAUUAUAUAUGGGUUGGAGCUUUGUUGAAUGUGAAAAGGGAGGAGUAGUUGAAAAUGAGAGGAAAAAUGCAAGCCUUGAUGAAUUAAACAAUUUGCCUUGUCUAUCUACUUUAGAUGUUCAUAUUCUUGAUGUCCGAAUGAUACCAAAGCACUGGUUUGUUGAGAAAUUGGACAGAUUCAGGAUUUUCGUAGGUAAUAAUAGAACGUAUGAUUGUUGCAAUAAUUAUGAAUCUCCGAAAGCAUUGAAUCUCACGUUAUAUACGAACAUUGAUUUGGACAAUGGGAUGAAAAUGUUGUUGAUAAAGACAGAAAAUUUGUGCCUAGAAGAACUUGAAGGCGUCAAGAAUGUACUUGUGGAGUUAAAUAAUUGGAAAGAUCUUCCACAUUUAAAAAGACUUCAUGUCAAAAAUUGUAUGCAUGUCCAAUAUAUCACAAUGAACAAAAUUGGGGUUCCUAGAUUAUGCUUCAUCACACUUGAAAAUCUACCGUAA
Messenger RNA from Gossypium arboreum, 2370 nucleotides. Its product is annotated as probable disease resistance protein At4g27220. The record is from RefSeq and is a predicted model, not a curated record. NCBI's taxonomy places the organism in Eukaryota, Viridiplantae, Streptophyta, Magnoliopsida, Malvales, Malvaceae. The coding region runs from base 1 to 2370 and encodes 789 amino acids. The transcript is spliced from 2 exons. Gene Ontology annotation, molecular function: protein binding; ADP binding.